Molecule: messenger RNA, 1669 nt
Organism: Selaginella moellendorffii
Lineage: Eukaryota; Viridiplantae; Streptophyta; Lycopodiopsida; Selaginellales; Selaginellaceae
Product: SNF1-related protein kinase catalytic subunit alpha KIN10
Exons: 10
Coding region: 33-1568 (511 amino acids)
Biological process (GO): protein phosphorylation; intracellular signal transduction
Cellular component (GO): cytoplasm
Molecular function (GO): protein serine/threonine kinase activity; ATP binding
Source: RefSeq, a predicted model, not a curated record
UAGGGUUCCACUGGAGCAGACGCGGUUUCGCGAUGGACGGGAAGGCCAACGAUUUCCUCAACUACAAGAUGGGCAAGACUCUUGGAAUCGGAUCGUUUGGUAAGGUCAAGGUAGCCGAGCACAUCCCCACUGGGCACAAGGUUGCCAUCAAGAUACUCAAUCGCAGGAAAAUCAAGGCCAUGGACAUGGAAGAGAAAGUUAGAAGAGAGAUCAAGAUCUUGAGAUUAUUCAUGCAUCCUCACAUCAUAAGGCUCUACGAGGUCGUGGAGACCGCGAAUGAUAUUUUCGUGGUGAUGGAGUAUGUCAAGUCGGGGGAGCUAUUCGAUUAUAUUGUCGAGAAGGGGCGCCUCCAGGAGGACGAAGCCCGGCGUUUCUUCCAGCAGAUCAUUUCUGGAGUGGAAUAUUGUCACAGAAAUAUGGUGGUUCAUCGUGAUCUGAAGCCAGAAAAUCUGUUGCUUGACUCUAGGUGCAAUGUGAAGAUUGCGGACUUUGGCUUGAGUAAUAUCAUGCGAGAUGGACACUUUCUGAAAACGAGCUGUGGAAGUCCAAACUAUGCCGCUCCAGAGGUGAUCUCGGGAAAGCUUUAUGCAGGACCAGAAGUGGAUGUAUGGAGCUGUGGUGUCAUAUUGUACGCACUUCUGUGUGGAAGUUUACCUUUUGACGACGAGAACAUCCCAAACCUUUUCAAGAAGAUCAAGACGGGUUUGUACACACUUCCCAGCCAUCUCUCGCCCGGUGCUAAGGAUUUGAUACCACGGAUGCUGCUCGUUGAGCCAAUGAAACGGAUGACUAUUCCCGAGAUUCGCCAACAUCCCUGGUUCCAAGCUCAUCUUCCCCGAUACCUUGCGGUGCCUCCACUUGAUACGGUUGAACAAGCCAAACGAAUUGAUGAGGAUAUUUUGAGAGAAGUGACCAAGCUUGGUUUCGACAGAAAUCUCCUUGUGGACUCUCUACGAACUAGAGUGGCAAACACGGCAACUGUCACUUACUACCUUAUGCUGGAUAAUAGGCGGCGAAUGUCCCAUGGUUAUUUGAUUGAUGAAUUUCAGGAGGUAAAGGAAAUGGCUUCCCCUCAAACCGGACCAGUAUCAGCGAAACAACUUCAAUCGCCGUUUAUGCAUAUUCAAAGCCAGCGUGGUCCGUCGCCUUCAAACGACAUAUCUAGAUUUACUGCCGAGAGAAGAUGGGCUUUGGGACUACAGUCCCGAGCUUCUCCACGGGACAUAAUGAACGAGGUGCUCAAGGUGCUGCAAGAUAUGGAGGUUUUGUGGAAGAAGAACGGGAAUUACAACGUUAAGUGUCGCUGGAACUCUCCCGCGCCCUGUUCCAGAGAAGCCGUCGGCUCUCCGAUGGUGCCAGGCUCUCCAAUCCACGACAAUGGCUUAGAAAAACUCGUGGAGCAGCAGCAGCAGCAGCACAAGAUUGGCAGCAGUCUUGUAAAAUUCGAGCUCCAGUUGUAUAAGGUGAGAGAGGAGAAGUACCUUCUCGACCUCCAGAAGCUUGAAGGCCCGUUUUUUAUCUUUCUCGAUUUUUGCGGCUCCUUCCUGGCCGAGCUAAGGGUCCUUUGAGAGCUCUACUGUACGGUACAGUGUGUUGUAUGUACAAGUAUGUAAAAACUAGCUUGCCAAGUGGCGACCUUUUAUUUGGCAACAAAGCGGGCUUUCCCUCU